Manihot esculenta (cassava) is the source of this 2343-nucleotide messenger RNA. RefSeq lists its product as uncharacterized. Lineage: Eukaryota; Viridiplantae; Streptophyta; Magnoliopsida; Malpighiales; Euphorbiaceae. The record is from RefSeq and is a predicted model, not a curated record. The coding region runs from base 622 to 1971 and encodes 449 amino acids. The transcript has 2 exons.
GAGUCAGGUGAAAAUCAGAUAGCGUCAACCUCUGUACGACUGGCAUUAAUUGCCAGCCUGUGAACAGCUGUAAACCAACAGGCUGUGUGCAACUAAUGCUCUCCCUCUCCUCUCUCUCUAUAGUCCCUCAAGCCUCGACGUCUCCUUUCAUUCCUCUCUCUCUAUCUCUGGUUCCGUACUAGCCCUAGAUAGAGAAACUCCAUAUAGAUCUCUCAUGCUGAAGAGAGAGAGAGAGAGUGAAAUAGAGUUCGAAUUGAUUUCAAUUACAAGAAUCCUAAGCCCAAAUUUUAGAAUAUGAGAAAGGUAAUGCCUCUACUUCUACUGCUAGAACCAGCGUUGUUUCCUAGUGUUGCCAGUGAUGCGCAUUGCGCACCAUUUCUGCACCCAUUCUCUUCGUCCACUCUCUUCUGCACGCUUCCCCAUGUUCUCCAGCCUGUUUCUGUUACUCCUCUCUCUUCUUCAUCUUUUUAACCAACUUUAAACUCUACUCUGCUCUCUCUCUUUAUCUCUUUAACGCUCACUCGCAGUUUGGGUUCUGGUUGGGUUGGGUUGGGCUGAGUCUCCCGCUUUUCAAAAAACCUAACAGGAUAGAAAGGGCAGAUAAUCUGAGUUGAGUUAAUUAUGGAUCCCUGCCCUUUCGUGCGCAUCACCAUUGGCAAUCUCGCACUCAAAAUUCCUGUUGCUUCUAAGCCUGCUCGCUCCGUUGUUCACCCAUCUUCAUCGCCCUGCUUUUGUAAAAUUAAGCUGAAGAAUUUUGCGCUACAAACAGCCGUCGUCCCCUACAUUCCUCCUGAGAAUACUCAGUUCCCCGAUGGACAGGCUCAUACCGUUGCCGCUACCUUUCAUCUUAGCAAGUCUGAUCUUGAACGUUUAGUUGCGAAAUCUAUUUUUGCCGGCAAGCUCUGUCUAAAAAUUUCUAUCUACACGGGGCGUCGUGGCACUACUUGCGGGGUUAACUCUGGAAGGCUUUUGGGGAAAGUUUCCGUGCCGUUGGAUCUGGCGGGAACGGAGUCCAGGGCUUCUGUAUUCCACAAUGGGUGGAUUUCUGUUGGUAAGGAAGCUAAUAAAGGAUCCUCUGCUCAGUUUCAUUUGAAUGUGAAGGCAGAGCCCGAUCCGAGAUUUGUGUUUCAGUUCGAUGGAGAGCCAGAGUGCAGCCCUCAGGUGUUCCAGAUCCAAGGGAACAUUAGGCAACCGGUUUUUACUUGCAAGUUCAGUUUCAGAAACACCGGCGACCGGAAUCAAAGAUCUAGGUCAUUGCAAUCCGAGCCAAGCAGCUCUAGAAGCUGGCUCAGCUCGUUUGGUAGCGAAAGGGAGAGGCCAGGCAAGGAACGAAAAGGGUGGUCAUUAACGGUACACGACCUUUCCGGCUCACCUGUAGCUGCUGCUUCAAUGGUUACGCCCUUCGUGGCUUCUCCCGGCUCUGACCGAGUAAGCCGGUCCAACCCCGGUUCCUGGCUCAUACUUCGCCCUGGCGAUGGCACCUGGAAGCCAUGGGGCCGGCUUGAGGCUUGGCGUGAGCGCGGGUCCUCUGACGGACUUGGCUAUCGUUUUGAGCUUAUCCCGGAUACCAACGGUGGCAUGAGCGCAGCCGGCAUUGUACUUGCUGAGUCUACUCUCAGCUCGCAUAAAGGCGGAAAUUUUCUCAUCGAUAUGGGAGUCAACUCGAGUGGGCGCUCAACUCCGGGAAAUUCAACUUCGCCGGUGUGUAGUCCGAGGAGCAGCGGAGAUUACGGGUACGGGCUAUGGCCAUACUGCAUGUACAGAGGGUUUGUAAUGUCGGCUAGCGUGGAAGGUGAGGGCAAGUGCAGUAAGCCCAGCGUCCAAGUAAGUGUGCCCCACGUGAACUGCACAGAGGAUGCAGCUGCUUUCGUGGCAUUAGCAGCAGCCAUCGAUUUGAGCAUGGACGCUUGCAGGCUUUUCUCUCAACGGCUCAGGAAAGAGCUGUGUCAAGACCGUGAUUUGCUUGGCUGAUUCUUCUGCCUUCGCUUUUGACGCUGUCGUUUUGUGUUAAUUUUCUAAUUUUUUUGUUUUUUUAAAUCCGGGUGGAUGGAUUUUGUAUUCCAUCGCAGUGAGUUUCGCUAACAAAACUGUGUACAGUGAGAGAGCAUUAGACAGGCACGCUUUGUUUUUACUCGUGUGGCUUGUAUUGUUGUUUUUGUUUUUCUUUUAAAAAAAAAAAAUGGUGGAAGAAAACAGGUGUUUUCGAAGUAUUGUAGCCGCUGACUUGAAAAAAAUGUUUAUUUUUUAUUUAGAAUCCAAUGUUUAUGAGCUGGAAAUAUUCUGGUAGGUCAAUUGUUGGUUGGCAACCAAUUUCAUUAUAUAGCUAUACUUCCUUAUUCUCAA